UUAGACAGCGUGGCUGCAGGAUGGCCCCAUGUCUCCGGAUAAUAGUGGCUAUGGCAGUCCUGGUAAAAGACUCAGACAAGUUGACUUUUGGCCAACCCCUCACUGUGGUGGCCCCCCAUGCCCUAGAGACAGUCAUCCGCCAGCCCCCUGAUCGAUGGCUCUCAAAUGCCCGGGUCACCCAUUAUCAGGCCAUGUUACUGAAUUCUGAGCGGAUACAGUUUGGAACGGCUACAUCUCUAAACCCGGCCACCUUGCUUCCAGAAACCGAGUCCCCCUCCCUAGUAAUGCAUGAUUGCCACCAGAUCCUAGCUGAAGUCCAUGGCACCAGAGGGGACUUGACGGACCAGCCUUUGCCAGAUGCUGAAGCAACCUGGUACACCGAUGGGAGUAGCUUUCUACGAAAUGGCUGGACAGAAGCUUUCCCCACCAAGCGAGAAACCGCCCAGGUGGUUGUCAAGAAAAUCCUGGAAGAAAUUUUCCCCCGGUUUGGACUGCCCAAGGUAAUAGGGUCGGACAACGGCCCCGCCUUCGUCUCCCAGGACAGGCUAAAGGCGCUCCAGAUUAUCCAGCACCAGAUCUGGAAACCCCUUGCGGCUGUCUACCGCCCCGGAGACACAACCGGCCCACACCCGUUCCAGAUCGGGGACUCUGUCUACGUCAGGAGACAUCAGUCCAGGACGCUUGAGCCCCGCUGGAAGGGCCCAUAUACUGUACUACUGACCACCCCAACCGCCUUAAAGGUAGACGGCAUUGCUGCUUGGGUCCACGCCUCACACGUCCAGCGCACCCCAUCAACGAGCACCGCUGACGCCAGCCAGGACGGACCGGACGAGCCACUCCAAUGGAAGCUCCACCGCACCCAAAACCCGCUCAAGAUAAGACUUUCAAAAAUUGUUCAAUGACAGUUGUUAUAUUCCUACCUCUCCUAGCGCUCUUCACCUCCGCCAAAGGUGACCCUCAUGCCCUCAAAAGGUUAACCUGGCAGGUACUAACGUCUGGGGGUGACGAGGUCUGGUCUAUAACUAAGACCGCCCCCGUGGGAACCUGGUGGCCUGACCUAUAUCCUGACCUAUGCAAGCUAACCAUAGGGGCCCCUAGCCCAUGGGACCUAGAGGGAUACUUCGAUACCUCUAGAGCCCCUAACCAAGAAAGCCCUCCAGGGCGACUGGGAUUAGACCCAUGGGGAGGAUGUGGCACGCCUGACAGAAGGGCCAUGCUAAGCACUCUUCC
This is a messenger RNA of Nyctereutes procyonoides (raccoon dog), 1230 nucleotides long. RefSeq lists its product as uncharacterized. Lineage: Eukaryota; Metazoa; Chordata; Mammalia; Carnivora; Canidae. Gene Ontology annotation, molecular function: nucleic acid binding. The coding region runs from base 21 to 902 and encodes 293 amino acids. The transcript has 2 exons. The record is from RefSeq and is a predicted model, not a curated record.